Molecule: messenger RNA, 605 nt
Organism: Schistocerca serialis cubense
Lineage: Eukaryota; Metazoa; Arthropoda; Insecta; Orthoptera; Acrididae
Exons: 3
Coding region: 104-436 (110 amino acids)
Biological process (GO): sleep; positive regulation of voltage-gated potassium channel activity; regulation of synaptic transmission, cholinergic
Source: RefSeq, a predicted model, not a curated record
CAAGGCUAUCAGCUAUCGGUGUGAAGGUUCAAAGGUGAUCGCCACUUCUCCUCGCCGCAGUAUACAGCAAGUGUCUGCCGGUGGUGAGGACCAGUCUCACACGAUGCGCCUACUGUUGCUGCUGGCCCUUCUCUCUGUCGCUGUGGCAGACGUGUCCGACGAUGACAAUAUACCCAUCAAGUGCUACGUCUGCGAUUCCACAAAGGAUUCUCGCUGUGCAGAUCCAUUCAACCGUCCGGCGGACCUGCUGGUGACCUGUCCGGGAGAGUACAGCUGCGUCAAGAAAAAAUUCAGAUAUCCAGAUAUCAUAGAGCGAUGUUGCUCAUGUAACGUCACCGACACCAGACUGGGAUGCUGUGCGAAGCAUGAUCGGUUAGCGUACAAAAACAGCUAUUGCUUUGCAGAUGGCUGCAAUGGCUCCAACUUAGAGUUUUAAAGAGAAAAUGACGCUGAUGACAUCUAAAGUACGCCAGGACGUCACUUCUGUUAUCUAUUACGUCUUCUGUCAACACACGUAUGCUUACUAAACUGAAAUAUAUUGCAGCAUGCCACACAUAUGUUUAAAACAUUUAAUAUAUACUAAGUAAACUGCAGAAUCAAAUUUA